Elgaria multicarinata webbii is the source of this 884-nucleotide messenger RNA. RefSeq names its product tachykinin precursor 1 (gene TAC1). NCBI's taxonomy places the organism in Eukaryota, Metazoa, Chordata, Lepidosauria, Squamata, Anguidae. Gene Ontology annotation, biological process: tachykinin receptor signaling pathway. The transcript is spliced from 5 exons. The record is from RefSeq and is a predicted model, not a curated record. Bases 30 to 353 code for a protein of 107 amino acids.
CCUCCGGCUGUUCCGCAAGACAGGCGACGAUGAAAGUCCUGGCGCUGCUGGCCGUGCUGUUCCUGGUGUCGGCGCAGGCGUUGGCGGAGGAACUGGGAGAGCCCGACGAGCUGAACUACUGGGCGGACUGGUCCGAGGGCGACCAAAACAAGGAGGAGUUGCCUUUACCCUUUGAACACUUUCUCCAGAGAAUUGCCAGGCGACCCAGACCCCAACAGUUCUAUGGCUUGAUGGGCAAACGAGAUGCUGGACACAAAAUGGAUAGAUUUACUGGACUCAUAGGCAAAAGAUCUUUAAAUUCCGGAUCUUCUGAAUGGAACACGGCACAAAUGUAUGAAAGGAGACGUAAAUGAGACAUUCCUGCCAUUCUUUGUCAAAAAUUGUUUGUUUUAAGUGGCCAAGUUAGUGUAAUAUAAAAUAGCCAUUGUACGGAAUAAUUAUUUCUUUAUGAUUAUUUUUGGGGUUGUAAAUUCAAUUAAAAGAAUGAUUCUUGUUUCUUAUCAUGGCAGCGAUACAUACAGUAUACAGGUAUGUGAUGGGUUCUACGAUGGCAACUCCAUACAGAAAUAGAAAUCAGUGGUGUUUCACACCAAAGCACAUUAUUUGAUAUGUUCUGUAAAAGAUGUUCACCAAAAGUUUUUAAAAAAAGUGGUAAAGAAAUUUUAAAAAAUCUUUUGUUAAUUUAUAGCAAUUGUAUUAGCUUCACUACCAACGCCAAGUUGAUCUGGUGUCUAGUGCCUCAAUUUGUGUUCAUAGCAAAACAAAAACAAAAAAAAUGUACUGUAAUUUCUGUAGCCAAAAUAUAUUUGUAUCAUUACAGCAUGUCAUGUUAUUGUUGUUGUGGUGGUGGUGGUUGUUUCGUGCCUACAUAUAUAUUUUUUAAA